Messenger RNA from Acyrthosiphon pisum (pea aphid), 277 nucleotides. Its product is annotated as mitochondrial E3 ubiquitin protein ligase 1. NCBI's taxonomy places the organism in Eukaryota, Metazoa, Arthropoda, Insecta, Hemiptera, Aphididae. The record is from RefSeq and is a predicted model, not a curated record.
AUAAUGCUAUUGAAGACAAUUUGCCAAUGCAGCUACUUAAUAACAAUGAUGAUGAUAAUGUGAACUCAUGUGUUGUUUGUUUGACUGAGCCAAGUACACAUGCUUGUGCACCGUGUGGACACCGAUGUUUAUGUGAAACCUGCAGUACCGGUCCUUUGAAUAGAUGUCCACUUUGUCAAGGAGAAAUUAUUUUAAUCAUGAGGAUUUUUAACUAAAUAACUUAAGAUUUAAUGAAUUAUUAUAAAUAAAUAUUAUUUAUUAUAUUGUAUUAAUGUUA